AUGUCCAAUGGCACCACCAACAGUGUCUCGAGUACCAAAAGGGCGCAUCCCUAUUUCCACUUCCUCGCCGGCCUGACCUCCGGCGUAUCCAGCGCCGUCCUCCUCCAACCCGCCGAUCUCCUCAAGACGCGUGUCCAGCAGUCCCGUUCCUCCUCGCUCCUCGCCGUCCUGAAAACGAUCCUCUCUGGCCCGCAUCCCGUCACGAGUCUCUGGCGAGGAACCAUCCCGUCGGCACUGCGAACAGGCUUCGGGUCAGCAUUAUACUUCACAUCUCUAAGCUCCUUGCGCCAGAUCCUCGCAAACACCACCACCACCUCCGGAGAUGGCGCGGCAACAACAACACCCUUCACCAAAUCCAGCUCCGUCCUGCCCAAGCUGUCAAACACACAGAACCUGAUCACCGGCGCCAGCGCCCGUGUCUUCGCAGGCUUCGUCCUCAUGCCCUUCACCGUGAUCAAAGUCCGGUACGAGUCGGACCUGUACUCGUACAAAUCCAUAGCGUCGGCUUCGCGCUCGAUCUACGCACAGGAAGGUCUGAAGGGCUUCUUCACCGGGUUCGGCGCAACGGCUGUACGCGAUGCCCCCUACGCGGGACUCUACGUCGUCUUCUACGAGGCGUGCAAGACGAGGCUGAACAACCUCGCAUCCACUGCGGCGACGACGUCGACAGAUGGCGGUGGCAGAGGUCAGCAUGCGUCGUUCGCAUCCUCCGCGACGAUCAAUGCCUCCAGCGGAGUCAUCGCGGCGGGACUGGCGACCAGUUUCACGAAUCCUUUCGACGCGGUCAAGACGAGAUUGCAGCUUAUGCCGGGCAAGUACAGAAAUAUGGUGAGCGCGACGAGGCUCAUGCUGAAAGAGGACGGUGUCAAGGCUUUCUUCGAUGGAUUGGGCCUGAGGAUGGGCAGGAAGGCGCUCAGUUCGGCGCUCGCAUGGACGGUCUAUGAGGAGCUGAUUGGACGUGCGGAGCGUUUUGUUUCCCGCCGGGACAUGGAGAGGGCGGUGGUAUGA
Exophiala xenobiotica is the source of this 1008-nucleotide messenger RNA. RefSeq lists its product as uncharacterized. Bases 1 to 1008 code for a protein of 335 amino acids. The record is from RefSeq and is a predicted model, not a curated record. Gene Ontology annotation, biological process: glycine import into mitochondrion. Gene Ontology annotation, molecular function: glycine transmembrane transporter activity. Lineage: Eukaryota; Fungi; Ascomycota; Eurotiomycetes; Chaetothyriales; Herpotrichiellaceae. Gene Ontology annotation, cellular component: mitochondrion; mitochondrial inner membrane. The transcript has a single exon.